AUGGAGACGCUCAACGAACGGGCAGGCUUCCUCUGCAACCACGAGGUGCUGCAGAUCCUGCGGGAUCAGCGGGACGAGCGGGCGGGCAGGAUCAAGGAGUUGCAGCGCGCGAGGAAGAACGGGCCCAGGAAGGAGGAGUUUGGGACGAGGGACGAGAUUGAGCGGAUCCAGCCGCAAGACUUGCAUACGGUGACCUUUGAGGCCCUCCGCUACCUCGAGGAAUCCGUCCACCCCAUGCGCCGGCAGACGACUGCUUCCGUCUCCAAGCUGCUUGACGAGCUCGAGGAAUUCGACUUGACGAAGGCGGAGCGGCUGCAGCUCGUCAACCUCGCACCAACAACCGCCGUCGAGCUUCACGUCUGCAUCGAGGACGUGACCGAACGCUUCGACGAGGCGGGUCAAGAGCGACUUCUCCAGCUCGUCAAGGAGCAUCUCGGCGCGGAGGACGCCGCGACAGCCGCAGCCAAGCAGGCUGAGGAGGAGCGCAUCGUCGCGGCUGCGAUGGACGUGGACGAGCCUGCGCAACAAGAGGUCGACGAGCGCGAGGCGGAGGCUCUGAUGGACGACAACGCGCUCAUCGACGAGGGCUACGCUGGUCGCGGAGACCAGUACGAGAACGACAUCGACGAGACGGCGGAACCGGCGGAGUAA
Rhodotorula toruloides NP11 is the source of this 651-nucleotide messenger RNA. RefSeq names its product protein of RNA polymerase II, Rpb4 family. The coding region runs from base 1 to 651 and encodes 216 amino acids. NCBI's taxonomy places the organism in Eukaryota, Fungi, Basidiomycota, Microbotryomycetes, Sporidiobolales, Sporidiobolaceae. Gene Ontology annotation, molecular function: nucleotide binding. The record is from RefSeq and is a predicted model, not a curated record. Gene Ontology annotation, biological process: transcription initiation at RNA polymerase III promoter. Gene Ontology annotation, cellular component: RNA polymerase III complex. The transcript has 4 exons.